Messenger RNA from Symbiodinium sp. CCMP2592, 4130 nucleotides. The record is from the annotation of a GenBank genome assembly. Lineage: Eukaryota; Dinophyceae; Suessiales; Symbiodiniaceae.
GCCAUGUUGCCAGCAGUGUGGCAAACGCUGGCCACAGCAAGGGCCAAAGCAGGGAGCUUGAGCCCAAGCCGCCAAGACCCCCUCGCCAGAACCAAGCACAGAGGGCAUUGACAACCAUCUGGGAAUCCUUGCCUGAGCACGCGCGCCAGCAGAUUGAGGAGGCGGGGUGGAGACCUAAGCUCCCUCAUCCCCCGCCAGGCUUACCCAGGCAAACCAAAGGAGGUGCAGGCAAAGGCAAGGGCGCAGUUGGAACAGCUGAAGUCCGGGAUGAGGCUGCUCAGGCUGAGGCUGCUCGGUCCUUGUUUGCCUCGGUGAGCGAAGAGCAGCGUGAGCUUCUCUGUCGACUUGGCAUCAAAGAGCCCGAGGCGCAGCCCCAAGACCUUGCUUCAUUGUGUAAGCAACACAUCCGUUCCUUGCCAGCUGACAUCCAGAAGUUGCUGGAAGACCCUCCUGAGCGACCACCCACGCCUCAGGAGGUCAUGAGCGAAACAAGCAAGAAAUUUAAAAUUGCCACUGCCGAAUUGCGGGACCUUAUUUUCCGAAAAGCUGCCUUGCAAGUGCGGCUGGAUAAGCAUAAAGAGCUGUACUCCAACAUGUUGUCAGACAUGAAGUCCAUCAAUGAAUCCUUGGAGGAGCGACAAAAGCUGGUGGCCUCCUUGCAAGGGGAAUUGCAAUCCUCGGUUGCUGGGGUCCCGGCCCCCGAGGCCUUGCCUGAGGCAGCAGAGGCUCUUGCCAAGCAGGUUGAGGCCAUGGAUGUUGAUCAGCUUGACGACUACCGGCAGCGCCUUGUUGAAGCCAUUGAUGAAGCUGUAAAGCGCAGGCGCGUGGAUGCACCGGCGCAGAAGGCAGCGCCGCCAAGCCCUUUUCCUGCUGGGCCGGAAGUGCACCAGCCAGCAGCAACUGAAGGAGACAAGCCACGGCCGUGUGCCACAUCGGGCAAGCCCGUUCAGUUUGGCAUGCUGACACAGGAGAGCCGAAUCUGCAUCAAGCUGUGCUGGUCGCGCUCACGUCGAGCCCUCGAGGGUGUACAGUUGGAUUCGCGGGUUGCAGGGACUCAGGUCGUCUUGCUGGAUCCUUAUGUGCCUUCAGGACAGCCUGUGCACAAGGUCUUCCGUACAGCGGGCAAGGCGGCCGGGUGCUGGGCUGAAGCCGGGUCACCGGCCAUGCAGGUCGUUUUUGAGGGGUGGACCAGGUCGCUUGAAAGGUCCUUGCAAAUCACAGGGGACUUGGGUUCAACUGGGCUGCCUGAUGUACCGUGUGAGGCCCUGGAUGUAGCGCGCAGCUAUGCCAGUGAUAAGUGGGGAACUCGCAGGGAGGUGGAGGUUAUGUUCAGGAGUUGGAAGUUGCCUCAGGAGGGUGGGCCGCUGGCCAUGGGUCUUGGGGGACCGGAAGGAGGGCCCUGGAUGCUUGCUGCGGGCCAUUUGUCUGAAGCAGGGAUUCUUCUUGUGGUUCCCUUGAUGUGCCUCAUCACCGAAGGCACUUUUCAUUGGAAGGUUGUGGAGCUUGCUGUGGAAACACAGGAGGACGUGCCUCCUCAUGUGGCCGGCUGGGCAAUUGACGAUGCCCUGGCAAACCUUAAGGAACCGAAAUAUCGGGAUGACUUGUGCAUUGUCUCGGCUAAUGUCUCGUCUUGGAGGAAGGACCUGUGCCCCUGGGUGGCGCAGCUCGGUGCCUCGGUCGUUAUGUUACAAGAGACGCAUCUGUCCCCGGAUCAGCCCGAUUUGAUUGAAGGCCAAUUGGGGGUUUAUGGUUUCAAUGUCUUUAGUGUGCCGGGGCAGCCCACGGGCCGGGGCGGUACAUCAGGCGGAAUGGCAAUUUGCUUUCGCAAGCACUUGAAUGUCCGGCGGGUGCAUCAGUUUUUCAAGGCCGGGGCUGGGUUUCAGGUUGCUGCUAUUCGAUUGCGGGACACUGAUUGCUAUCUAGUUAACCUUUAUUUGAAGGCUGGUGAAGGCUUUCAGAGUGCCACCAAUUCGCAAAUUUUGGCUAAUCUGCUCGCUUUUCUUACGUCGGCCCGGGGCAUUUACUUUGCUGCAGGCGACUUGAAUGAGGAUUUUGAGACCAUAGCAGCCAGCAGUUUUGCUCAGGAAGCCAAGGGCCAUUGGAUCAGCAGUGGAGAGUCCACGUGUGCAGGGGGAGGCAAUAUUGACUUUGGCCUUCUUUCCCCCAUCUUGGCUGCGGGUGCUAAGUUGGUUGUCGAUUGGGACACUCCUUUUGCUCCACAUGCGGCCUUGCAUUGGACACUGCAGCUUGAGCAUUUUGACUUUAAGCUGCCGCAGUUGAUUGCUUUUAAGCCUGUAGCCGUCCAAUCCCAGGAGGAGUUGCAUCUGCUUGGGACUGAGGCCGAGGUGCCAAAGUCCAGGUCUGCAGGAGGCCCCUUGUUGUCCCCAUUGCUCCUGCUUCUGGUUGGGGUCGGCCUCACUCCGCUUUGGCAGCAUGUGGGCCGGUGGAGGCAUUGGUUUGAACUGUGGUCGCAUCCAGCUGGGGUCGAUCGUGAUCUGCUGGCCUCCUUGAAGCAUGCUGCGCAGGAGCAAGCCCGGUUGUUGCAUCCGAUCGACUUGGAGCGGGCUGUAGGGUUUUUCAAGAAGGUUCCCACCAAAGCGCCCGGCUUGGAUGGCUGGACUUGUGAGAUGCUUCGUAACCUCAGUGUUGAAGCUGUGCAGGCAAUUCUUGAAUUCUUCCAUCACUGUGAGCGCGAGGCUUCUUGGCCGGACCAAAUGGUGUUUGCACUUAUAGCCUUGUUGCCUAAGUCCGAAAAACGUGAGCGCCCCAUUGCAUUGUUGCAUAUCCUUUACCGUGCUUGGGCCAAGCUGCGGUGGCCUUUGGUUGCCACGUGGCAGGCUGCUUAUGCUGCUCGUGCCACUUGGGACAAGGCUGUCCCGGGUGGCCAGGCGCUUGACGUAGCACUGGCAAGGCUGAUGCUGGGCGAGUCGGUGCGGAGGUGCAAAUCCCACCUUAUAACAUUGUUCCUAGACAUGGAGACAUUCUACGAUAGGUGUGUUUUUGAUGACGUCAUUCGCUCGGGACUUUCUUUGGGCUACCCUCCUUUAGUUUUACAUCAGGCCUUGCUUACUUACAUGGGGCCUCGCUUUAUCCAGUCGGAAGGUGCAUUGUGCCCUCCCAUUUGGCCGGGGAGGGGAGUUCUGGCUGGAUGUCCAGCGGCGCCGUCGGUAUCAAAACUCGUCAUCCACCCAGUUGCUGAAAAGCUGGCUUCAAAGAAAAGUGCAUGCAACCUUGACAUUUGGAUUGAUGACCUGUCGCUUGAUUCGGUUAAUAAGUCUCCGGUGCAGGUUGCCAGUGAUUCCCUUCUGCUGUUCAGGGCUCUCCGACGGGAUUUGGAAGCUAGGGGAGCUCAGAUCUCAAUUUCAAAAACAUGCUUUGUGGCAUCGUCGACGGAGGCGGCCAAGGCCAUGAGCAAAAUUCUUGAUGCCAAUGAUCCUCAGGUCAAAUCGAUGACUCGGGACCUUGGUGUGACUUCAGCCGGUGGUCGCCGUCGUGUUUUGGGGCUUGCGGAACAGCGCAGGAAAAAGGCGGCCGGCAGGUCGCGGAAACUCAACCGUCUGGCCAUCCCGGGGAGGGCGCACCGUUUGCGCAUCGUGAAAGCAUCUGUGUGCUCGGCUGGCCUCUGGGGCCAUCAGGCGCAGGGCACAAGCUUGGAUCGCUUGAUCUCACCUUUGUUGUCAACCGACGGCGAUGCGAGGCGCCGCAAGCUCAUCAUUGGCAGCGCGGAGACAGUGGCCCAGGGGCCCGGGACCUUCGUUCUGCUUGUGUGGCUUGGGCCAUUGGGGCCUAUGAGAUCACAGAGGAUGGGGCCCGCCGUGUUGCGAGCAUCACCUCUUUUCCACAGCGGUACCUUCGACUUGACGGUUGACUGCAAAGCUGUUACCCCUUGCGCUUCGACUGGUGCUGCCAAGGCCACCAAACCUCUCAACAAGAAGCAGAGAAUGUUGGCGAGGCUUUCAGGCGACGAGGAUUCACUGGGUCACCAGUGGGUCAAGGGAGCCGAGGGCUCCACCAACAUGACCAUGAAGUGUGCAAUUUGUGGAUUGUACCUGCAGCAAAUCAACGAUCUGCCCAGCUUCGAUCGCCUUAUGCGACCCUUUGCAGCAAUGGAAUAUUCACAGCUCGCAUGA